Molecule: messenger RNA, 1302 nt
Organism: Hypanus sabinus (Atlantic stingray)
Lineage: Eukaryota; Metazoa; Chordata; Chondrichthyes; Myliobatiformes; Dasyatidae
Product: BICD family-like cargo adapter 2
Exons: 8
Coding region: 1-1302 (433 amino acids)
Biological process (GO): Golgi to secretory granule transport; vesicle transport along microtubule
Source: RefSeq, a predicted model, not a curated record
AUGGAUCUGCCCCAGGCUCCGGACCCCUCGCCCAGCCUGGAAGAGGGGCUGUACCCCUUCCCACUGAGCCGGAUGGGCCCAUACAUACCCAGGCCCAGCACUGAGGUAGAGGGCGAGGAGGAAGAGCUGAGGGCGGUGCUGAGGCAGCGAGAGCAGGACCUGUACCUGGCGGCCGAGCUGGGCAAGGCCCUGCUGGAGAGGAGCCAGGAACUGGGCCACCAGAAGGAGAUCCUGGAGCAGGAGCUGGAAGAGGCAUUGCAGCGGCUACAUCAGGAGCGAGUGGAACAGAGGCGGAAGCUGGAGGCUCGGGAGAUCGAGUGGGAGGAGCGACUGGCAGAGCUGGAGAGGGAACUGAGGGAGCAGGGGGCCACCCUGAGGAAGCGCCGAGAAGCAGAGUGGAGGGAGGCGAGGGAGCUGGUCCAGCACAAACAGCGGCUCGAGGAGCAGCUCGGCCAGACAAACGGGGAGCUGCAGUCUCUGCGGAACCAGCUCCAGGCCCGGGACGAGGCCUCGCAGGAUCGGACCCUGCACUCCGAGCAGCUGGCCCGGAUAAAGAGCCUGCAGGCAGAGAACCAGGAGCUGGCGGUUCGGGUACGACAGUCCCAGGACCAGACGCGGAGCCUGGCGCAGGAGAACGUGGAGCUGCGCAAACAGCAGGAGGCUCUCCAGGACCAGCUCAGCACCCUGGAGAGGGUCAGCCAGGGACAGCUGCAGCAGGUAUGUCAGGCCCAGAGAGACCUGGAGGAGCUCAGGUCAUCCAAUGAAAGCCUGAAGGAGGCCCUGCGAGAGCUGCGGGAGGAGGCAAGGGUCCGGCACAGGCCCCAACUUGAAGACUCGCUACACUCUGAGAUCCGGGCAGCCGUGGAGCCAGACACUCUCUCUCUCUCCCAUGUACAGGCAGAGGAGCUGUCCCCUCGGGGAGAGGAGGAGGAGGAAGCCCGAGGGCUGAGGCAGGCGAUCUGUGCCAGCAACCCUGACCAGGCCUUACAGCAGGCCAUCCACUCCCGUGAUGAGGCCAUUCGCAAGAAACAGGAGGUGGAACGGGAACUGCGACUGGUUCAGACAGAGAGAGAUUCCCUGAGCCGGGAGCUUCUCCAAACCCUGCGGCAGAAGGUAGAGCUCAGUCAGGAGCUGGAGGCCUGGCAGGAAGACCUACAGGUGAUCCUCACACAGCAGUUGGAGGCCCAGCAGCAGCGGGAGGUGGGGUCAGAGCCCCCCAGGGGUGGGAGAAGUCUCCUGGCUCCCAACCCUAGCCUGACCCGGGACCCCCACCGAUUCCUCUCCCUCUUCCGCAAGAGCUGA